GUGUAAACAAAGUGAGGGAGAGACAUAAAAAGAUAGGAAAAAAGGAAACAAGAGAUAAAUUCUUGGAGACAAAAUUUUGUAAAUACAGUUCAACAGAUGAAAGUAAAGAAAUUAAUAAUACCCAUCAUUAAGAACAUUUGAUAUAGAAAUUCUAAUCAACUUUGUUUACAAAAGAUCUUCAAAGAAAUAGAAGGAAAACCACUAUUUGUUAAGAAUACUCACUUCAUUCCAUCUACCACCAUGUUACUGCUAUCAUUUUCAAGUAUGUUAGUCUUCAUAUUAAUCCAUUUUACAAAUACUCAUGCCACAAUAUGGGAUGUAAAAGUUUGUCAUACUGUGGUGUAUCGCUCUUCAGUUCGCAUGAUUCUUAACAAGAAAUUCGUAAGAGAAGUGGCAGCUUCAAAAGAUCCUAAAUGUUUUGAAAUUACAUUUAAAUUGAAUGAUGAAGAAAAACCAAGUUAUAUUAAGCUACCUUACCCUAAGGCUUAUAAGGCAUUUGUUCAAAAUCACCAUCUUCAUGAAAUGUAUGUUGCUAAGUGCCAGGCAGAUUGUUCAACAGUUGAUUCUGAAUUAGAAAGAUGGGUACACUGGAACAUGUCAGUUAUACAUAGUAAGACGUAUGACAAUUACGAAUAUUCUUUUGAAAUAAAGCCUUAUGAUAAAAACUACUUAAAGUUUAGAGCAAAUUCUAAAACAACAAAUGCACCGUUCUUUCUUCCAACGAAAAUGAAUACAAAGUCAAGACUAGAGUUAUCGACAACAGGAAAAUUUUGGCUGGACAAGACUAUCAAACUGAAAAACAUGGAAACUUCCAAAAUAUAUUCCUGUAUUUAUCUUCUUAAACAAAGUAAUCCUUACCAUGAGUGUUCAUUGAGAAGUGAUCUUGAGUGGAAAAUAGAACUAAGCUCUCUAUCCAAACUAAUUAAAAAUAUAGAAGAAAUAAAGAUAUCUGUUGGAGUGACUGGCAGUGGAACAAAUUCUUCACAAAGUCUAACAUUCAAAAAGUUAGCUUAUCUCCCAACAUUCUCUGCUUUUACUAAUAUAGGAAAAAUAGGCAUUGGUGAGGCUGAAAUAUACUUUAAAGACAGUAGCAAAUCUUUUGACAUAUCCAAAGUAAGAAUUUUCACCUUUUUGAAUUCUGUGUUUGCUUUUUUAUUUUAAGAAG
Octopus sinensis (East Asian common octopus) is the source of this 1165-nucleotide messenger RNA. RefSeq lists its product as uncharacterized. Lineage: Eukaryota; Metazoa; Mollusca; Cephalopoda; Octopoda; Octopodidae. The coding region runs from base 241 to 1161 and encodes 306 amino acids. The record is from RefSeq and is a predicted model, not a curated record. The transcript is spliced from 7 exons.